Molecule: messenger RNA, 1857 nt
Organism: Phaeodactylum tricornutum CCAP 1055/1
Lineage: Eukaryota; Bacillariophyta; Bacillariophyceae; Surirellales; Neidiaceae
Gene: PFK1
Product: pyrophosphate-dependent phosphofructose kinase
Exons: 1
Coding region: 87-1781 (564 amino acids)
Biological process (GO): fructose 6-phosphate metabolic process; glycolytic process
Cellular component (GO): cytoplasm
Molecular function (GO): 6-phosphofructokinase activity
Source: RefSeq, a predicted model, not a curated record
ACGUAUUCAACCUUGUUAGGGCACAUUCGCAUUCACUACGGAGACUGGAUAUUGCACGCUCGUGUACCCACUCAGCCUGACGUACCAUGAGCAAGGAACACGGGCAGUCCCUGUGGUACGCGACGGCUCUCUGGUUGACGACGGUCGUCGUGACCGCGGCUGCGACGUACACCGUCACGAAGCGUCGCGAAGAUGCCAAGCAAACAGCGAUUGUUUACCGCCAGUACCAGCGUGACAAGAUGCUCAAAGAAAAGACUGCCGAAGCCCGGAAGAAGAGCUACGAACCUCCUUCCGGUAGUCUCCUGGACGACCUUACGCUCGACAAGAUUUAUCUGUGGGAAUGCGAAGAUUUGCGCAAAAAGUUCCCUUCCGCCAUGACGGAAAACACCAUGAAGUGUAAGGCGACUCCGGCUCCGUUGAUUCGCUCGCCGACUCUCCGACGAUCUUACACGGCCGAAUUAGACGAGAGUGACUUCGAAACCGCCGAAAAAAUCACACGCUACAACAAGCUCAUUACGGACCACGAAUGCAUCCUCGCCGACAUUGUGCGCAAGCCCAACAUGCACACGCACACGGUCAGUUAUAUGCGGGCGGGUCCGCGUCGCCAUUUGCAUUUCGAUCCCCAAUCCGUCAAUGCCGCCAUUGUUACUUGUGGAGGACUCUGUCCGGGUCUCAAUAACGUCAUUCGCGAAAUCACCAAGACCCUGCAUCAGAUUUACGGCAUCGAGGGAACCGUGUACGGUAUCCAGGGAGGAUUCCGCGGCUUUUACGACCCGGCCCCGCACUUGCAACCCGUCAUUCUCACUCCGGAACUCGUGGAGAAUAUUCAUCACGAGGGCGGCACGGUUUUGGGAAGCUCGCGCGGUGGAUUCGAUAUCGAAAAGAUUCGCAACUUCAUUCACAAACACAAGAUUAACAACCUCUACGUGAUUGGAGGAGACGGAACGCACCGAGGGGCCUUUCGUAUCCACGAGGACUGCAUGGAACACGGCAUGAAUGUGGCCGUCGCGGGUAUCCCCAAAACCAUCGACAACGACGUCGAUUAUAUUGAUCACUCGUUCGGAUUUAACUCCGCCGUCGAAGCCGCACAGUACGCCAUUCGCUCCGCCAAGACCGAAGCCGUCUGCAAUCUACCCAACGGGAUAGGCAUCGUCAAACUCAUGGGGCGCUCCGCGGGAUUCAUUGCCGCACACGCCACAAUGGCCAGUUCCGACGUUGAUCUAUGUCUGGUACCGGAAGUCCCGACCGUGCUGGAAGGCCCCAACGGUUGCCUACCGCAUUUGAUGCGCCGCGUCAAGCAACAAGGUUACGCCGUCGUGGUCGUCGCCGAAGGUGCUGGCGAAGAAGUCUUGGGAAUUUCUGCGGAAGCUGACGCGAGCGGCAACAAGAAGCUGCCGGCAAUCGGAGAAUUCAUGAAACAAGCCGUAACCGAUUUCUUUGCCAAACACGGUGACGUGGCAACGGUGAAGUAUAUUGACCCUUCCUACACAGUACGUUCCGUCCCCGCCAACGCAGCCGACUCCUUAUACUGUAUGCAGUUGGCACAAAACGCCGUCCAUGGCGCCAUGGCGGGCUUUACCGGCUUUUCAGUUGGAUUGUGCAACAAUCGCAUGGUGUGGCUUCCGAUUCCUGAACUCGUAGCCACCAGUCCUAGGUCGAUGAAUCCAAGAGGGCGAACCUGGGAAAGAGUACUGGCGUUGACGCGACAACCCAAUACCGUUCAGCCACUGAAAAAAGGUGAAAAGGACAAGUAUGACUCGCAUUCGCCAAUGCUCCGCUGAAUGGAAGUUCCAACCCCCAGGCGCUCGAAAGGAUUUGAUUGGUAUAGUAAUUUACAGAACAAUUAUGUUACAGAAU